AUGGAAGCUUUGGGAUUUCAUCCCCUUCUCAGCAUCUCUCAGAGGCCAAAGAUAUUGAAGAGCGUUUCGGGCUCUACGCAGUUGUCCACUUCUUCAUGCCCAUCUUUUUAUACGCACAAAAUUAAGCAAAAUUGUAGGAGUGGCAUAAGAAUGCAAGCUAUUGAAGAAGAGUACGAGUUGAAGCAAAUGAAAGAUAUGGCUGCUGCUAGAAAGAGAUGGGAGGCUCUAGUCAGGGACGGGAAAGUCAAAAUUCUAACACCUAGAGAAGCUGGAUAUGCAAUCCAACUCUCAAGUAAAACCUUACUCGAUGUUCGCCCCACUACUGAGCGUCAAAAGGCAUGGGUCAAAGGCUCUACCUGGAUCCCGAUAUUUGACGUUGAUACCAGUUUUGAUGCUGGUACCCUUUCAAGGAAGGUCACAGAAUUCAUGAUGGGAGGAUGGUGGAGUGGUGUCCCUACAUUGUCCUAUGAUAACCAAUUCUUAACAGAAGUUCUAGAGAAAUUCCCAAAAGACACAGAUCUGAUUGUGGCAUGCCAGAAAGGCUUGAGAUCCCUUGCAGCUUGUGAGCUAUUAUACAAUGCUGGUUAUGAAAACCUUUUCUGGGUUCAAGGGGGCCUGGAGGCUGCUGAAGAAGAGGAUCUUGAAAGGGAAGGUCCUCAGCCCUUUAAGUUUGCAGGAAUUGGUGGGCUUUCAGAAUUUCUCGGUUGGACAGACCAACAGAGAGCUGCAGCUGCCAAGGAAGGUUGGGGCUACAGAUUGGUGUAUUCAGCCCGUCUGGUUGGUCUCUUUCUUGCCGUUGAUGCCUUGUUUAUUGGGGCACAGCAAGUGGGUCGGUAUCUUCAGGAUAUAAGGUCUCACUAA
Molecule: messenger RNA, 861 nt
Organism: Fraxinus pennsylvanica
Lineage: Eukaryota; Viridiplantae; Streptophyta; Magnoliopsida; Lamiales; Oleaceae
Source: the annotation of a GenBank genome assembly